AUGCUGCUGAGCCCCGUCACCUCCACCCCCUUCUCAGUCAAUGACAUCCUGCGGCUAGAGCGCGAGCAGAGCCGCCCCAAGGCCUCGCCACUCUCCCGGGCUCGGAGGAACCCGGAAAACUCUCUUUACCUGCGACUGGACUCGGAUCCGCGCGGAUGGGAGUUUCUCAACACCGAUGACGGCGGCGGGGACAGGAGGCUGGAAGGUUCAGAGCCUCCGGAGGGUCACGGUGAAGCAGUCUUGGAAACCGACGCGGAACUGGCGGAGGAGCCACAGCCCUACCUGAGCGAGGCCUCGCCCCCCAGCAGCGGGAACCGAGCUCCGGAGCCCGGCGUUGGCACCAGCGGUGGCGGCACGGAGCAGCCCAGGGCGCGGCAGCGGCGGAAGCCGCGUGUGCUCUUUUCUCAGACUCAGGUGCUGGAGCUUGAGCGGCGCUUCAAGCAGCAGAGGUACCUGUCAGCACCUGAGCGGGAGCACCUAGCCAGUGCACUGCAGCUCACAUCCACGCAGGUCAAGAUCUGGUUCCAGAACCGGCGCUACAAGUGCAAAAGGCAGCGCCAGGACAAGUCUCUGGAACUGGCGGGUCAACCCCUAGCGCCGCGGCGAGUGGCAGUGCCCGUGCUGGUACGCGACGGCAAGCCCUGCCUGGGUCCCGGCGCGCCGGCCUUCCCGAGUCCUUAUGGCCCUGCUGCAGCCUCCUAUUCCAGCUACGGAGGCUACACUGGUGGCCCCUACGGCGGCGCGGGGUACUGCGGCGGCUACACCGGCGUGUCCCCGGGCCCGGUGCCGCCUGCACCUCUGGCACUCGGGAGCUUCGGCGGAGGGGGUCCAGGAGGAAGUCCGCAGGGCCAUCUGCCCGCCACGCUACAGGACGUCAGAGCCUGGUGA
Orycteropus afer afer is the source of this 888-nucleotide messenger RNA. RefSeq names its product NK2 homeobox 6 (gene NKX2-6). Gene Ontology annotation, biological process: cell differentiation; regulation of transcription by RNA polymerase II. Gene Ontology annotation, molecular function: RNA polymerase II cis-regulatory region sequence-specific DNA binding; DNA-binding transcription factor activity, RNA polymerase II-specific. NCBI's taxonomy places the organism in Eukaryota, Metazoa, Chordata, Mammalia, Tubulidentata, Orycteropodidae. The coding region runs from base 1 to 888 and encodes 295 amino acids. The transcript is spliced from 2 exons. Gene Ontology annotation, cellular component: nucleus. The record is from RefSeq and is a predicted model, not a curated record.